AUGAAUCCUAUUUUCAAGGACAAUGAAAAGGGCGUCAAGACAAACAUGGAGGUGGACUAUGUCAUUGUCUUCCGCUUCACGACUACCACCAAAGCUGAAGCAGGAAAGAAGUUUGCUCUCCUUGUAGAAAGACUUGCAAAGAUCGGAUUGGCUACUGAAGUCCGCAAUGGAGACAAUCACUCGCUCUUGAUCUUCGUCAAGGUCGCCAGCGAAGACCACGUCAAUGCAGAAGUUUACCGCUCUAGAGUCAAGGACUGGAUCCACGGCGUCAGAUCGGCAGCACCACAAAAGGAGACUCGCCAAGCUCUCGAAGAGGAGCCCCUUCACGAAGCCGAGCGCUAUCGCAUUAUUUAUCGCAUGAUCACAAACUCCGAAGAAGAGGGCGGUGCUGGCAUCACCCCCAAAGAUGGGGAGUGGAAGAAUGUAGAGUCCAUCUUUGCCCUGCAUGACCAUGCCUACAACAAAGAGUGGAUCAAGAGAUGGACCAAGAAAUACCUCCUGGAGCCCGAAGACCUCGAUGAGAUCAGAAACAGACUGGGAGAGAAGAUUGCCUUCUACUUCGCUUUCACCCAAUCUUACUUCACCUUCCUCGUCUUCCCUGCUGCCUUCGGAGCCACCGCCUGGCUUCUCCUGGGCAAGUUCUCACCUAUCUACGCUAUCGUCAGCACCUUGUGGUGCAUCAUCUUUGUCGAGUACUGGAAGCACCAGGAGGUCGAUCUCGGUGUAAGAUGGGGUGUCCGUGGUGUAUCCAACAUUCAGACCAAGCGUAGACACUUUGAGCACGAGCAGGAGGGCACAGAUCCCGUCACUGGUGAGAAGAUGCAGAUCUUCCCCGUCACCAAGCGUCUGCAACGCCAGCUUCUUCAAAUUCCUUUCGCCAUUGCUGCAGCCACUGUUCUUGGAAGCUUGAUCGCUACUUGUUUCGGCAUUGAAAUCUUCCUCUCUGAGGUUUACAGCGGACCUCUCAAGUCUUUGCUCGUCUUCCUUCCUACCAUCAUCCUGACCACCGUUAUGCCCGUCUUGAACGGCAUUCUCACCACUUUUGCUGAACGUUUGACCAAGUAUGAGAACUACGAGACUGACGAUGCCUACGACUAUGCCAUGACUCAGAAGAUCUUCGUCCUGAACUUCAUCACCUCAUACCUGCCUGUCUUCUUGACUGCUUUCGUCUACGUUCCAUUCGGCAGCGUCGUGGUACCUUUCCUCGAUGUCUUCAGCUUGACUGCUAGACCGUUCGCCGAGAACGAGAAGCAGCUGCAGACACCUACUCCCGGCUCAUUCGUCAUCAACCCUGACCGCCUACGCAAGCAGAUCAUCUACUUCACCGUCACUGCUCAGAUCGUCAACCUCGGUAUGGAGGUUAUCGUACCUUACCUCAAACGUCAAGGCUUCACCAAGUACAAGGAGAUGCAAAGUGAGCGUGCCGCAAAGAAUGGCCGCCCUACUACCACUCCUGCCGAGAGCGACAACCCCGAUGAGGCUGCCUUCCUGGCCCGCGUUCGUCGUGAAGCCGAACUUGAUGUCUACAAUGUCACCUCUGACCUUCGCGAGAUGGUUGUCCAAUUUGGCUACCUGGCACUCUUCAGCACCGUCUGGCCUUUGACCGCUGUCUCUUUCCUCGCCAACAACUGGCUCGAGCUCCGUGCCGACGCCGUGAAGAUCUGUAUCGAGAUGCAACGUCCAACCCCUGAACGCGCCGACACCAUUGGUCCCUGGUUGGAUUCUCUGUCCUUCCUGUCUUGGCUCGGCAGCAUCACCACCGCCGCUCUUGUCUACCUGUUCAGCAAUGAUGGCCUAGGUCCCGACGGCACACCCAAGGACAUCCGCGGCUGGGCUCUCCUCCUCACCAUCUUCUUUGCCGAACACAGCUACCUCCUCAUUCGCUGGGCCGUCCACGUCGGUAUCUCCAAGAUCGACUCUCCAGGCCGUCAAAAGGAACGUCGUGACCGAUACAUGGUUCGCCAACGCUACUUUUCCGAAUCCCUGGCCCAGAACUUGCCUCCCGUCGGCAAGUUUGGCGAAAAGAUUACUAGAGAGAGUCUUGAGGAGGAGGCUAGACAGAGCAGUCUUAAGAGCUCGAGGAUUGAGGAUCGUUUCUGGGCUAGACAGAGGAAUUGGCAUGAGACUGCACAGGUCGGUGCGGGAUUGAUUGACAGAGCUGCGCCGCCGCCCGAGGUUAAGAAGAUGCAGUAG
Aureobasidium melanogenum CBS 110374 is the source of this 2193-nucleotide messenger RNA. RefSeq names its product DUF590-domain-containing protein. The coding region runs from base 1 to 2193 and encodes 730 amino acids. The transcript is spliced from 3 exons. Gene Ontology annotation, cellular component: cortical endoplasmic reticulum. Gene Ontology annotation, biological process: chloride transmembrane transport. Gene Ontology annotation, molecular function: chloride channel activity. NCBI's taxonomy places the organism in Eukaryota, Fungi, Ascomycota, Dothideomycetes, Dothideales, Saccotheciaceae. The record is from RefSeq and is a predicted model, not a curated record.